Molecule: messenger RNA, 4659 nt
Organism: Heterobilharzia americana
Lineage: Eukaryota; Metazoa; Platyhelminthes; Trematoda; Strigeidida; Schistosomatidae
Source: the annotation of a GenBank genome assembly
AUGAAAUCUAUACAUCAAACACUAUCAAUGCUUCUCAUUCUAGUCAAUGUCAUCCUUUCUACUCUGACCCACUUGAUAUUCUUAAUAGCAAUACUUGUAUUCAUACCAAUAAUAAUAAUAGUACUGGUGUUGUAUAUAAAAAAAUCAAUUGGAUCACAUUCUGAAUAUACUGAUAGAUACUGUCAAGUUAGUCAAAUAUCAGCAAUUGAAACAUUAUCAACAGGUUCAUUUAAUCCAACAGAUAAACCUACUGCUCCAUUACCAUCUCGUAAGCAAAGACCAUUGUCUCCGUCUACAUCAAUUAUCUCUGUUCCCAGUGGAAUUACUACUCCAGUGUCUAUUAUCAACAUGCAUCAGUUGAAUACAAAUAUGAAUUCAAUUGUUCAUCAACUUCAACAACAAAAACAACCUUAUACUCCUAAAUUAUCUCAUCAUAAUGUUGUAAUGUCUAUUGGUGACCCUAGCAUUCAAUCACUUACAUCAUCAUCAUCAUCAUCAUCUCGAUCGCAUUAUCAACAUGCAUAUCAACAUCAAAACAUGCAUAAAUUAACUAGUGGAUGGUCAUCUUCCUCAAGUAGUGGGGGUGUUGCUGGGGGAGCUCGUAUUACCUGCACCACCACCACUACUACUACCACCACCACCACCAAUAGUAAUAAUAAUACUAACAAAUCUGACUGUUAUCCAAUCAUUAAUUCAGAUCAGUUUACUAUUGGAACUAGUGGAGAUGGAAUUAAAAAUUAUUACAGUAAUAAUUAUACUCGUAGCAAUAAUGUUUCAAAUGCUAUCUCAACUACUAUUAACAGUCAUCUUAGUAGUAUAGGCUUUAUGAAUAAUGAUAACUCUGGUGGCAGUAAUGAUCUAACAAUAUCAAACAGUCCACGACGCAGUCCACGUGUCAAUAAUUCCAACCAUCUAGUAACACCAAGCACAGUGGAACCUGUCUAUAAUGCUGCUGUAUCUGCCACGUCGACAGGUGGAGGUUUACAAGCUUGUGUAUCUGUUCAUUGUUCGUCAAAUCUUUUAUUGAAAUCAUCAUCAACAUCAAUACCAACCACUACGACUACAGGAAAUGUUGACUCGAUACUUUUGAAUAAAUCAUCUUUAUCUUCACGAAUUAAUACAGUUGGUAGUAAUCAGAUUACAGCAAUAAUGACAGGGAAUCAAAAACAUGGGAAUUUAUCUUCUCAUCCUCCUCCACCCCCUCUUCCACAACACCAUCAUCACAGCCAACAACAACAACAACACCAACCGGAAAAAACAGUUGAAGUGAUGGUUGAUGAUCCAGCCAAUGAAAUGACCAUCAGUGAAUUACGUUCAAUAGCUGAACGUCAACGUCAACAAUUAGCCAGACAAGCUCAACAACUUCAGGCUAGAGAAGAACGUCGUGCAUGGCUUCGUUCCCUGAAUUCCCAACGUUCAGCACUCAAUAGAUGUGUUGAAAAUGAAAAGCUGUCGAAUAAACCAUCAGAUUUAAGUCAAGAACAAGAAAUUCGACUGCAUAAAUUACGUGGUUUUCGUGGUCAAACAGAACAAGUUCGUUUGAGUAAUGAAAAUUUAAUGAAAGAAAUUGAUCAAUUAGCAUUAUUAUUAUCCAAUAAAGAACAUGAUCUACAAGUAUGCCGACAAAGAGCAGAUGAAGCUGAACGUAUGUUGACUUUAAUUAGUCAAUGGCAUAAUGUUAUUGCAAGUGCACGUCGACAGACAAUGAAUCAAACAGGAACAACAACAUCAACUCCAGCCAAUGAAAUGUCUUCUUCUUCUUCUCCUCCUCCUCCCCUCAGUUUGCCUUUUAUGCAACCACCUUUCUUUACUGAAUUGGAUAAGAAACGUUGGCAUGAUGGACUUGUUGAAGCAGAUCGUUUAGACAGACAAUUUGCUGCGGUUUUUGGACGUAAACCACCAAUACAAACGUGGUCAUCUAGUCAAAGUAAUCUACACUUUGGAAAUAUACAUAUACCAGAGAAAAAGUCAACAUCUUCACAUGUUCCAUGUUCAAUAGGAUCAGUUUCUGUUCCAUCUGUUCUACCACCAUCCUAUUCAUUGUAUCAUCAAGCAUAUUCUAAAUCUAGAUCAACUGAUCAAAGUUCAAAUGUUCAUACUGGUUGUUCUUCUCCUGGUACAAUUUCUACUGCAUCAUCUUCACAUAUUCCUAUUUCUCAGUCAACUCCUAUAGUGUCGCGGACAAUGGUUACUAAUAUCACCACCACCACCACAACAACAACAACAGGAACAAGCAAUACAUUCAGUUCAUUGCUUACAAGAGCUAACAGUCCACCAACAUCUAGUCGACGAUCAUGUUUACGUACAUUUAUGCAAUUACAUCCUGGAUUUAGUAUUUUAAGUUCAAAUAUAACAAUGACUACUAACAAUAAUAAUUAUACUAGUAGUAAAGAUAGUAUAAUAUCAUCUGGAACAAUUCAUCCAUUGCCUAUACCACGUAUUAAAGCUCCACCAAGAUAUGCAUCACGUGCUGUUAUUAAUGAUACAUAUAUGCGUCGUAUAUGUCGUGAUAGUGUAGAAAAGUAUAAACGUACAGCUAGUGAAAUUUAUUUAGCUAGUGUAAAUAAACUAGGCAUUAAAUCAUCAUCUCCACUACCUCUACUUCAAUCAUCAAUACCAAUAACAUCAUCAUUAUUAUUAUCAUCAUCAUCGGAAUGGUCAAAUGAUUCAGCUAUUUCUGAACCUAAACAAUCAUCUAAUAUAACUUCAACAGUAUUGAAUGAGUCAAUCAUGAAGAAUAUUGAAUCAGUGAAUAGAUCAUCUCAUGAAAUGUUUACUACGCAACAACAACAACAACAACAACAAGAUUUAUCGAUUACUAAUCCUUCAUCUCGGUAUCAUUUGAAUACAUCUAGUGGAAUCGAUGCUAUCACCAAUGAUAAUAACAAAACUAUUGAACAUAGUACAUCAAAAAUUCUAUCAACUUGUGGUGUAUCAUUAUCAUCUUCACCGUCUACAUCAUCAUCAUCAUCAUCUUUAGAGUUAAUCGGUAUAGAUAUUCAACCAGAUGAUGAACAAAAAUUAUCUUUAUCACCUAAUGAAUUCGAUUCACCUGAAGAUGAUCAAAAACAACAAAAUUCUGGUGAUGUUGACAGUGGUCUAGGCGGUUCUGAUCAUACUAUAAAGUCUGAACAACAAGAGAUUAAGAAAGCAACUUCAAUUUUACAAUUGACAACACCGAAAACAACAACAACAACAACAAAAACUGAGGCGAUUCUAGUGAAUACUACAACCGUUCCUAAUCAUUCUGUUAUUAAGCAUAAUGAAUCAAAAGUGAAGGAUAUUUCACCUGGAACUGUACUAUACGUUAAUGAAGGACAUGGUACAGGGAAUAAUAACUCAUCUAAUCUUAAUGAAAAACAACAGAUCAAGUCUAUUCUGCGUAAACCAAAAUCAUCUCUAACAUCACCUACCUCAAAACAAAGUCCAAGUCUAGAUGGUGUAACUGAAACAACCCAGUCGUUAUCUUCUUCAUUGUUUCAGUCAAAUUCUGUACGAUUUCAUCCAUUAGCUUUAUUGUUGGAUGCAGCUUUAGAAGGUGACUUAGAAUUGGUGAGGAAAGCAGCUGCUGAGGUUAAAGAUGUUUCUGAGUCAAAUGAUGAAGGUAUUACAGCGUUACACAACGCUGUAUGCGCUGGUCGUGUGGAUGUUGCAGAAUUCCUUGUACUUACAGCUGGAGCUGAUGUGAACGCUGGAGAUACAGAUGGUUGGACACCAUUACAUUGUGCUGCAUCAUGUGGAAAUUUACCUCUAGCUAAGUUAUUGGUUGAACAUGGUGCUUCAUUGCAUGCACGUACUUUAUCUGAUCAAGAAACUCCACUAGAAAAGUGUGAUCAAGGUGAUGAGGAAGCUGAAUGUGAAGAAUAUUUAUAUUAUCAAAAUGAACGUCUUGGAUCUGCUGCAUCAGGUCGAGUAUAUGCUUUAUUCCCUCGUGGUAUCGAUUCAGCUGGACCUGGUUCUAUAGAUUCACAUUUAGAAGUUGAUGAAUUACCAAUUAAACCAAAUGAAUUAUUAACUAUAAUUAAUCGUGAACCACCUGGUGAAAUUGAAUGGAUGUUAGCUGAAAAUUCUAAUGGUCAAAAAGGACUUGUACCUCGAUCACAUAUAUCAUGUUAUCCUUUAGUACGUAUACCACUAGCAAGUUUGCCAAUUAUGGAGAUGCCUAAAAAUAUCUCGAUGAAAUCAAUAAUUUGGAAUGAAUUUGAUGAUGAUGAGGAGGAGGAGGAGGGGGAGGAGGAGGAGCAGAAGAAGAAGAAUGACGAUGGUGAUAACAAUAGGAUGAGAGAUGAUGGAACUGAUACGAGAGGAGAUCAUCACAAAGCUAUAGAAUAUCAAGGUUUUAAUGAUAAACAAUUAUUACCUGAAAGAAUAUCGAAACUUCAAUCCAUUUCUCCCUCUGAUAAUCUAAUUGAUAACAAUAAUAAUAAUAAUCAUAGUUAUGCACAUGUUUCAGUAGACAUUGAAGAUAUCUCCUCAGUAAAACCUCAAGUAUCUUCAUCAUUAUCAUCGUCAUUAGAAGCAAAACAGUAUAUAUCUCGUCCUUCUAUUGAUUUUACUGGACUUAAAACAGACGAUCGACAGUCAUCAGAUGAAAUGGAUUCUACAAGUAGCACUAAAGUGAGCAAAAGUGAAACAUGUGAUCUAGAAACAUCAUUUUAA